Molecule: messenger RNA, 1386 nt
Organism: Vanderwaltozyma polyspora DSM 70294
Lineage: Eukaryota; Fungi; Ascomycota; Saccharomycetes; Saccharomycetales; Saccharomycetaceae
Gene: RTF1
Product: RNA polymerase-associated protein
Exons: 1
Coding region: 1-1386 (461 amino acids)
Cellular component (GO): Cdc73/Paf1 complex
Molecular function (GO): DNA binding; RNA polymerase II C-terminal domain phosphoserine binding
Source: RefSeq, a predicted model, not a curated record
AUGGAGCGUGAAACUUUACUGUUUGAAAGAUCUCAGUUAAUGCAAAAGUAUCAAGAUAGAAAGUUGUUUAGAGAGCGUCAAAGAAACUUAAAGAGACAGCAGAGGAAUAACACUUCAGCACAAGAAGGUAAAAAGACAAGAACCUCUACUAGAUCAACACAAGCCACUGGUCACUCCGACGUGAAGGCUUCGAAGCUGUCACAGUUGAAGAGACAAAGAGAAAAGAAUAAAAAUCGUCAAUAUAGUGAAUCUGAAGGUGAGUAUGAAGAAGAAGAAGAUGAAGAUGACUAUGAUACAGGUUACAAAUAUGAUGGUAGUGAGUAUGAGGAAGAUGACGAAGAAGAAUACGAUCCAUAUAGCAGAAAGCCUCGUUAUAGGGAAGAAGAAGAGGAAGAAGAUGUGAAAUGGGCGGAAGAAAGCACAAACAGAGAGAGCCAGGUGGAUGACUUUAAUAAGAUAAAAAUUGGCCGUUCUUUUGUAGCCAGAUAUUGUUUCCAUCCUGAUUUUAAUGAAAUUGUUAAAGGUUGUUAUGGUAGAGUCAACGUUGGUGUUGACAGACGUACAAAUCAAACUGCAUAUCGUAUGGUUAAGAUAGAAAAGGUCUUCUUACAAAAACCAUAUAAUAUGGGCAAAUUUUUCACCAAUCAAUAUUUUGGUGUCACUCAAGGUAAAGAUAGAAAAGUAUUUCAAAUGAAUUUCUUUAGCGACGGUCCAAUAACGAUAGAAGAAUUUGACCGUUAUCAAAGAUCCCUGGAUGCUUCAAAUGCUUCUAAACCUUCGGUUUAUUCUCUAACACAAAAAUUAAAGGAAAUCAAUGAAUUUGUCUCGGAACCAAUGACAGAUAAAUUAACAGAUGAGAUUGUUCGUAAUAGAAUGGUUUUCAAUAAGAAAUUAUCUGGUACUAAUGCCGUCUUAGAAAAAACAGUUUUAAGAGGUAAACUGCAGUACGCAAAGGAAAAUAAUAACGAAAGAGACAUUGCCAAAUAUUCUACCCAAUUGAGAAAUCUAGAGAAACGUCUUUCUACAUAUGAAAAACAUCAUGAGAAUGAUCAAGCUGGUGCUAGAAAGUUGGGUGCAUUGACUUCAAAGAAUAGAAAAGUUAAUAUGGACAAAGCGAAAAAUGUCGAGCAUGUUAAAGAAGAGGAUAUCAAUUUUGAUUCUAAGGCUGAUCCAUUCAGUAGAUUGAAGACUAGAACCAAGAUAUAUUAUCAAGAAGUUCAAAAAGAAGAAAAUGAAAAGGCUAAGGAAUUGGCUCAACAAAAGAAAUUGGAAGAAGAUAGGGAGGCAAUUGCAAAAAAGGAAAGGGAGCUACUAUUAGCCAAGUUUAGACGCUUAGGUGGAUUAGAAAGUAUUAUCAGCAGUAUUGAUAUAGAACUAAGUAUAUAG